GAGACCGUCUUCACCCUCGAGGAGGUGCAGAAGAUCCUGCCGCACCGCUACCCCUUCGCGCUCGUCGACAAGGUCGUCGCCUACGAGCCCGGCGAGUCCGCCGUCGGGAUCAAGCAGAUCACGUUCAACGAGCCGCAGUUCGGCGGCCACUUCCCCGACCGGCCGAUCAUGCCCGGCGUCAUGCAGAUCGAGGCCCUCGCGCAGCUCGCGGGCGUCGUCUGCCUCCAGAUGGAGGGCGCCGAGCCCGGCGCCGUCUUCUUCUUCGCCGGCGUCGACGGCGUCAAGUGGAAGCGGCCCGUCGUGCCGGGCGACACGCUCGUCAUGGAGGUCGAGAUCACGAACUGGAAGGCCAAGUUCGGCAUCGCCAAGGCCACGGGCCGCGCCUACGUCGACGGCAACCUCGCCGUCGAGGUGGGGGCCAUGACCUUCGCCCUCGCCAAG
This is a messenger RNA of Aureococcus anophagefferens, 441 nucleotides long. RefSeq lists its product as hypothetical. The annotation marks the transcript as partial. The transcript has a single exon. Gene Ontology annotation, molecular function: hydro-lyase activity. The record is from RefSeq and is a predicted model, not a curated record. Gene Ontology annotation, biological process: fatty acid biosynthetic process. NCBI's taxonomy places the organism in Eukaryota, Pelagophyceae, Pelagomonadales, Pelagomonadaceae.